AUGGAUGAAUACGGAAACUCCCAAUCCCCCACAUUCUCCGACGACUCUUCAGCCUCUCAGUCCACAACAAUGGCGAAACCACCGUGCUCCCACUGGUGGCACGCCCUCUUCUACCUGGCCAUGUCCCUCGCCCUCGCUUACACCGCCUUCAAGACCAACACCCACGCCGGGCCCGAAUCCCCUCUCCAUCCGGCCCGCAGUCUCGCCUUCAACGCCUCCCAAACCCUCCGCCUCCACGGCGGCUUCCACGUCGUCGCCACCCUCCUCCAGAUCUCGCCGGAGCUCUUCCUCCCGGGACCCGCCCUCGCCCACGGCUCCACCGUCUUCGCCAUCCACGACUCCGCCAUCUCCAACCUCUCCGCGCCGCCCUGGGCCCUGCGGCUGCUCCUCCGCUACCACGCUGUCCCAUCCGCCCUGCCCAUGGCGGCGCUGCGGCGGAAGCCGCCGGGAUUUUGCGUCCGAACCCUCGUCGGCGGCAAGAACCUCGUCGUAACCCGGAACGACGCCGGGUCGGGCCACAUCGAGAUCAACAACGUCUCGAUCUCCCACCCGGACUUGUUCCUUGACGGCGCGUUUUCGGUUCACGGCGUUUCCGGGCCGUUCGACGUGGAUCGAUCCCCGCCGUGCGAUUAUUCCGGCAGCCAGGGCGGUUACGGUUCAGAUCAGGCGGCGCAGUGGACCAGCAUCAUCAGAUCUCUGAGCUCCAGCGGGUUUGUUUCUUUCGCAAUUGGGCUGAAUUCUGUUGUGGAUACGAUUUUGCGUGAUUACCGGAAUUUGAGCAGCGUUUCCGUUUUUGCCCCUCCCAACACCGGCUUUAUUUCUUCGCCGUCCCCCUUCCUUGACAAGAUUGUGAAAAUUCACAUUUUGCCCGAGAGGUUUGAUUAUUUGGAGUUGAGUGCCGCUGGGAAUUCGACUUUGAGGACCUUGGUUCCUAGCUAUUACCUCAAAAUCGAUAAGUUUUUGGAUAAAUUGGCUGUGAAUGGUGUGGAGGUUACAGAGCCAAAUUUGUUUCUGUCAGAUAAUUUUGUGAUCCAUGGAAUUUCUAGGGAAUUUGAUGCGGUGAAGCUCUUUACUUCAUUCAUGUAG
Molecule: messenger RNA, 1086 nt
Organism: Striga asiatica
Lineage: Eukaryota; Viridiplantae; Streptophyta; Magnoliopsida; Lamiales; Orobanchaceae
Source: the annotation of a GenBank genome assembly